This is a messenger RNA of Triticum urartu, 1306 nucleotides long. Lineage: Eukaryota; Viridiplantae; Streptophyta; Magnoliopsida; Poales; Poaceae. The record is from RefSeq and is a predicted model, not a curated record.
UUAUUAAAAAGUUCCUUCGGUGGGUCACUUGUAAGAGUCACUGGGUCGCCGGCUCUGCCCACUCCUACAUCGCCGGCGACCGGCGCCAGCGGGUAGUGGGGGCGGAGGACCGAAGGCGGCGGUCAAGCCCGGUAGGGGCGCGGCGGAGGAGGAUGGUGGCGCUGGAGCGGGUCGGCGUCGCGCGCGGGGGGAGCUCGUCCAGCGGGUCGCCGCCAGCCCGCUCGACGGCGUCUUCCGACGACAUCGCCCUCGAGGUCACAAGGCCCUCUCCGUCCUCCACCGUUCCUUUGUUGGCAAGCAGGAGCCUCACUCUCUCGCCGUGUUCCCGGUGGACGCACACGCGCACGCAAGCUGCUCGAGCAAAUGGCCAUAAGAAAAAACAGAGGAGCAGAGCAGCACGCAGAAAUCAGUACUCUUGUCGCAUUGAAGAGCCUGAACUUAUCAUGGAACAACUUCAAGGGAAAUAUACCUGAGAAUAUUGGAGCCUUAAUUCAAGUGGAAUCACUCGACCUAUCACACAAUGAGCUGUCCGGCGAAAUCCCUUCAAGCUUGUCGGCUCUCACAUCAUUGAGUCGCCUGAACCUGUCCUACAACAAUCUGGGAGGAAAGAUACCAACUGGAAAUCAACUGCAAACACUUGAAGACCAAGCAUCUAUUUAUGUUGGCAACCCAAGUCUCUGCGGGCCUCCUCUCUCUCGGAGAUGUCCACAUCCCGAGCCAAUUCCAGGAGAAAACGACGGAGAUGCAAGCGAUGACUUGGUUUCGUUUUUCCUCGCCAUGGGCUCUGGAUAUGUGAUGGGUCUCUGGGUGGUCUUCUGUACCUUCUUAUUCAAGAGGAGAUGGAGAGUUUUGUGGUACUUGCUCUGUGACAGCCUGUAUGAUUGGGUUUAUGUGCAUGUGGCUGUUACCUGGAGUUCCUUUAGAGGUAAAAUCAAUGGGUAGAAGCUGAGAUGAGAUGACCAUCACUGGUUCUCGUUUUGCGCUCAUGUAAUUCAAUAAAUGUUUUUGACAUUUAUUAUGAAUGUAUGAAUGUUCAGGUAUUGUACUAGAACUAAUCAGGAUAUGUAUUCAAGGUGCAUACCAUCGACCGAGUGGUAUGCUGUUUUUCGUAUUGUACUAGAACCAGCACUGGUGGUCCUUGGUUUGCUCUAGACAUGUAAUAUGAUAUACUCUGGGGAUUUAUCAUGAAUGUAUCAACCCAUAUUCCUGUAUCAAUCGAUAUUCCAAUGUAUUGUAGUGGAACAAGUCGCUUACAUACUUGCAUGUAUGAAUUCUAGUUCCGUCCAUCGACAGACAAUUGUAUAUA